This is a messenger RNA of Apodemus sylvaticus (European woodmouse), 3577 nucleotides long. It is a transcript of the gene Pdcd2, whose product is annotated as programmed cell death 2. Bases 42 to 1076 code for a protein of 344 amino acids. Gene Ontology annotation, cellular component: cytoplasm; nucleus. The transcript is spliced from 7 exons. The record is from RefSeq and is a predicted model, not a curated record. Lineage: Eukaryota; Metazoa; Chordata; Mammalia; Rodentia; Muridae.
CCGCCCUCUUCCGGCCUGGUGGCGAGAGUCCCGCCGCGAGCAUGGCCGCCGCCUGUGUUCCGGUGGAGCUGGGCUUCGCCGAGGAGGCACCGGCCUGGAGGCUGCGCAGCGAGCAGUUUCCCAGCAAAGUGGGCGGCCGGCCGGCGUGGUUGGGCCUGGCGGAGCUGCCGGGGCCCGGGGCGCUGGCGUGCGCGCGCUGCGGCCGCCCGCUCGCCUUCCUGCUGCAGGUGUACGCGCCGCUGCCGGGCCGGGACGACGCCUUCCACCGCAGCCUCUUUCUCUUCUGCUGCCGCGAGCCGCCGUGCUGCGCCGGCCUGCGAGUUUUUCGUAAUCAGCUACCAAGGAAAAAUGCAUUUUACCCAUAUGAGCCCCCUUCUGAAACGGGAGCUUCGGACACAGACACAGAGUGUGUGUGCCUCCGGCUUAAGUCUGGAGCCCAUCUCUGUAGGGUUUGUGGUUGCCUGGCCCCUAUGACGUGCUCCAAGUGCAAACAGGCACGCUACUGCAGCAAGGAGCAUCAGACGUUAGACUGGCGGCUCGGACACAAGCAGGCCUGUGCACAGUCAGACCAUUUAGACCAUAUGGUUCCAGACCACAAGUUCCUGUUUCCAGAAUUUGAAAUUGUAACAGAAACAGAAGAUGAGAAUUUGCCUGAGGUUGUGGAAAUGGAGGAUUAUUCUGAAGUUAUAGGAAGCCUGGAGGGAAUACCUGAGGAAGAACUAGAUUCCAUGGCAAAGCACGAAUCCAAGGAAGAUCACAUAUUCCAAAAGUUUAAAUCCCAAAUAGCCCUUGAACCAGAGCAGAUUCUCAGGUAUGGAAGAGGUAUUAAACCCAUCUGGAUUUCUGGUGAAAACAUUCCUGAAGAAAAAGAUAUUCCAGAUUGCCCGUGUGGUGCCAAGAGAAUAUUUGAAUUCCAGGUCAUGCCUCAGCUGCUGAACCAUCUGAAGGCGGACAGACUGGGCCGAAGCAUAGACUGGGGCGUCCUGGCUGUCUUCACCUGUGCCGAGAGCUGUAGCCUGGGUGUUGGCUACACAGAAGAAUUUGUGUGGAAGCAGGACGUGAUAGACAUACCUUAAAAGAUGCUGCUCCAUUGCCAGUUUCAAGAUGACAUACAACUAAUGGGAUUCCAGUACAAGGCUGGGAACAAUGAUACUGAGUUUUAAUUCCAGCAUUCAGAAGGCAGAGACAGAAGAAUCUGAGUUUUGAGGCCAUAAAAAACGAAAUCAUAGUAUAAAGUAUGCAACCCUAUUGCGGACAGAAACAUAGGGCGGGCAAUGUUUAUACGGUAGGACUCCACUUGGUUUGGACUAUGAACACUCUAAGACUCUUACGUGCAUGCACAAUACACAUACAGCCCUAUCCAAACCCAGAAACCCAGGACCCACAAACCAGGACCAUACAGAUAUAUAUAUACAGGACACUUAAAAACAACGAAAUAAAUUUCUCCUUCCUUUGAUGAUCAUCAAACACAGAUAUUCAGUUAUGUCCAAGUACAAGGUGAGUGAGUGUAUUGGGGAAGGCUGAUUGAUUAAUCCUGACUGUUUUAGAUUCAAUAGGCAAACUGUGUCCUCUGAGUAAACCUUUAAGGAGAAUCCCCCAUUACCAUCUUAUACUCAUGCAGAGCUAGGCAUGUAUCAUCACCAAGAUCAGCUGCACCACAACUUCACAAUAGACACAUUAUAUAACCUGAAUCUGUUUGUCAAAUAGAAAACCAUACCCCUAAUAACCAGAUUCCUCUCUCCUUUAGCUCUAUAGUAUCCCAGGAAGGGGGGGGGGGGGGCGGCUUGAGUUCUUUCUCAUUCAUGUAGCACGCCCUCAUUCCUAACAGUGCAUUUCUUUCUGAUCUGUACUAAUACCUACAAAGGAAUUCUUAAGUUUGGAAUCUGGGUGGACCUUUAAUUCCUUGCGUAAAAAGCCAAGGAGCUCACAGGAGAACGCAUAAGGCCCCACAGAAGAAAUCUGCAGCUCUCAGGGCCAAUAUUAACUAAAGAUAUACAAAGGGGGAGGUGAGGGACUGAGAUCCACCGGUGAAGGCAAUUGGCUAACCCAGCAAGAUUAAGAUAGGGGACAGAGACCAACAGCCCGGUCAUGAAAAUUUCAAAAGUUUCCAAAGAAUUUACAAGUAACUAGAAUUGUGUAUUCCUUAAUGACUAUCAAGCUGUAAAGGACAAAAAGCCUGACUAGCCUUUUCCUGUCCUCCAGCUAUCAGUAGCUGUCCUGAGUUCUUCUGCCUUUUCUUUUUCAUUAAUAAAGCUUAUACACAUGUACAUGUGUGUGCGCACACACAAACGUCUUGUUUUCCUUUAUUAAAGGGAAUCUAUGAGGCACUGGUUUCCACAGUACAGGCUUACAGGUGCUAGAUGACCCUUGGACAAAUGCUUCCCACUGCAGGAAACAGGCUCUAUAUAUUUUCUCAACCUCGCCUUCUCUUUCAAUCGUUCAACAUCUAGGCACCCAGGCAGCUCUCCACCUAUACCUCACAAAUGUCUGCUCAUCUGUCAAUGCAGAUGUUCCCUAUGGAAAAAAGAGAGAGAAAAAAAACACCUUUCCUACUAGUGCACGUUUAAAAAAAAAAAAAGGGCUGGAGAGAUGGUUCAGCAGUUAAGAGCACCGAUUGCUCUUCCAGAGGUCCUGAGUUCAAUUCCCAGCAACCACAUGGUGGGUGGCACAACCAUCUGUAAUGGGAUCUGAUGCCCUCUUUCGGUGUGUCUAAAGACAGCUACAGUGUAUUCAUCGUACACAUCAUGAAAUAAAUAAAUAAACAAAUCUUUAAACAAAACAAAACAGGAAGCCUUUAACACACCCUAGGCAGUCAUCUUAGAAACUGGUGCUUCCUCCCUUGUACUUUUUUUCUUUUUAAGUUCCAAUGUUGUGGCUUGAACGACAAUGAACCCCAUAGGCUCAUAUAUUUGGAUGCUUAAGUCACUAGAGAAUAGAACUGUUUGAGAAAGAAUAAAGGAUUAAGAAUUGUGUGUGGUUUUGUUGUGUUGCUGAGGCAGACUUUGAAAUCACAAAAGUCCACUCCAGGAACAGCGUGUUCCUCUGUCUGCUGCCUUCUGAUCAGAGAGGAAGACAUUCUGUUACUGCUCUCGCACCAUGCCUAGCUGUGUCUGCCCGUGGUGACCUAAGGGAGCCCUCAAUGAUUAAACGCUUUCUUUUCUAAGAGUUGCUGCGGUUAUGAUGCUUCUUCACAACUACAGAACAGUAAUUAAGACACAUGAUGAUACAUUCAAGUCCUUGACCUUGCUAGGACCACACAGUCCUAAAGGCUGCGUAUUAGAAAGCCACUAGCGGCCACAGCACACAUGAUCUUUGUGAUGGUUUGUAUAUACUUGGGCCAGGGAGCGGCACUAUUAAGAGGUGUGGCCUUGUUGGAGCAGGGGUGCCACUGUGGGCAUGGGUUUCAUCCUCGCUGCCUGGAAGCCAAUCUUCCACUAGCAGCCUUCAGGUGAAGAUGUAGAACUCUCAGCUCCUCCUGCACUGGUCUGCCUGGAUGUUGCCAUGUUCCCACUUUGAUGUUAAUGGACUGAACCUCUGAACCUGUAAGCCAGCCCCAAAUACAUGCUGUCCUUUAUAA